AUGUGGUUCUACGUGGAGGUCUCUGGGAAAUCCUUUUAUGGAAGCUUGUCUGCAGAGGGGAGCUUCUCCUCCCUGCCAGCCGCCAAAGCACAAUGCACCUCCCUGGGCAGGGGCUGCAGCGCGGUGGUCAGCACGGCGGGCUCGUACUACCUCUAUCAUGGGACACGCUUCGUGAACCUGGAGGAUCCAGCAAUGGACCCAGCAGCUGCUGUGCACAUCAAAGCAGCAUACAUCUCUCUGAAAUGUCCUCCCUUCGCCGGCUGGGUGUUCAAGCAUGGAUCCUGUGUGUUGCUGGAACACAAGGGCAGUCAGCGUGAAGUGGAGCCCAUUUGCAGGAGGUAUCUGGCUGCUGAAGUCCUGGAGAUCAGGCCCGCCCCAGACCAGCUCUGCGGGACCCCUUCCGAAGGCCGAGGUCCUGAGAAGCGCUGUCCCUCGGGCUCCCUCUGGUCUUGCCAGCGAGCAGAAGAGGUGGAGCUGCCGGCUCUUCAGGAGAAGUUGCUCGUUUCCUUCCAGGAUUUUGUGUGGCAGAGACACGCUUCGCUGGGGGCAGCCAAGGACUCCUGCUUCCUGCAGAGAGAGAACUGCACCGGGGUGACGCAGCUGCAUGGUGCCCACUACACGGUGAACGGAACGGUGCUCGUCGAUAGUCCUGGCUCUGGUGCCACCCUCUACGUCAAGUCAGCCUGCUCCCCUGGCUAUUCCGGCGUGAGGUGUGCAAGGCGUUGCCUGCCCUGUCCCAGCACUCGCACCUGUAACCCCCUGAGUGGCCGCUGUGAAGGGCUCCUGAGCUGUGUCCGCAGGGUUGGCCCUUCCUGUCUACAUGGUCUCGUGAGCGGGAGGUGCCCUGGAGGAGCUGGCUGGUGGUACUGGGACGGACACUGUUACUACGUGGAAGAGAGCGAUGCCAAGACGUGGCAGCAAGCUGAGGCAGCCUGCAGUGCCUCUGGAGAAGGCAUGGGGCUGCUGGCUCUCGACAGCCUGGAGGAGAAGGCCUGGGUGACAGCCAUGGUGCAGAGGGACAGCUGGACUGGGCUGAAUGACCUAGAUGGUGACGGCAGCUGGACGUGGGCAGUGGCUCAGCACGCAGAUGGUGCUGCCCCCUGGCUGGCCGAUGUGCCGCUCCUUCCGGGAGGCUGCCUGAGCAUCGGAGCCCCGGGGGAUUCUGGCCUUACCGUGUCCAACUGUUCAGGACUCAAGCCCUGGGUCUGCGAAGGAGCGGAGGGUACGUACCUGCCAGGCUGCCCCAAUGGAGAAUUCAGUGCUGAGACCCUCGGGACGGCCUGGGACACCACACACGGACCAGGCACUGACCAGGGAGCCGGGCAGCCCUGA
Molecule: messenger RNA, 1332 nt
Organism: Terrapene triunguis (Three-toed box turtle)
Lineage: Eukaryota; Metazoa; Chordata; Testudines; Emydidae
Exons: 9
Coding region: 1-1332 (443 amino acids)
Source: RefSeq, a predicted model, not a curated record